Tetrahymena thermophila SB210 is the source of this 1647-nucleotide messenger RNA. Its product is annotated as 2-C-methyl-D-erythritol 2,4-cyclodiphosphate synthase. Gene Ontology annotation, biological process: terpenoid biosynthetic process. Gene Ontology annotation, molecular function: 2-C-methyl-D-erythritol 2,4-cyclodiphosphate synthase activity. NCBI's taxonomy places the organism in Eukaryota, Ciliophora, Oligohymenophorea, Hymenostomatida, Tetrahymenidae. The transcript has a single exon. The record is from RefSeq and is a predicted model, not a curated record.
AUGUAUUACAAUCCUAUAGAGAGAUCUCUAAACAAUAAAAUAUCUGCUGCUAACUCAAAUCCAUAUUUCACAUAUUAAAAAAAUAUUAAUCUUACAUAAUCUUUGUAAGUACCACUAAAUUAAGUUAACUUAAACUAUAUUCACUAGUAACCCUUGAGAUAAAGUUUUUCUUACCUUCCUAGAUAAUAAUAAUAAUAAAUUAAUAGUUAUAUACCUACCGUUUCUUAGCCUUUACUUUAAUUAUCUGCAUAAACAUACACUACAAAUGCAUAGAUUACAAAAAAUUUAGAUUAAAAAAAUUACACACAAGUUGAUGAAAAAAUUGCAACUUCAAAAAAUAGUUAAAGUAGUAAUAAUAAUAAUAAGAAUAAUAAUUAAAAUGAUUUACUCUCUUAUCGGGGGAGAAAUUAAAAAGAAAAAAAAAACUUAACAGGUUAGUAAAAAAUAGAUAGUAUAUUGAGAAACUAUAACUCGUUAAACUCAGAAAGAAGUAAGAAUACAACUUAUUAGAGCUAAAAAAAAUAGGAUUUUAAAGAUAUUAUUUCUAAUGAUACUAAAUAAAUUUUACAAAAAUGGAAUAGCCCAAAUAAAUUUGGAGUUAUGCCUAGCUAAAAUAUUGAAUUUUACUAAUAAUUGAGAUAAAAUAAGAGCUUGUAAAAUAGUAGUCCAAUUAACAUUGUGGAUCCCUUAUUUGAAACUAUUUCUUCAUUAGAGAGCAGCCAAUAAACAAAUUAAUAUUAAAAUUAAAUUGAUAAAAUACAAUAAGAUAACAAAGAUUUUAUAUAAAUUUUAAAUUAAUCAUAGGAGAAUUUAAAAAAUACAGCAUAGGUAGAUUUUAAAUACACCAAAACAGAGAAGCAAGAGUCAAUUUAAGAUAUUGAGUAAAGAGUAGGUAUAGGUUAUGAUGUCCAUAGGCUAGUAAGUGGAAGAAAAUUAAUUAUUGGUGGAGUUGAGCUUAAGCAUAGCAAAGGGUUGGAUGGGCAUUCUGAUGCAGAUGUAUUAGUCCAUUCAAUUAUCGAUUCUUUGCUUGGAGCAUGCAAGUAUGGAGAUAUAGGAAAACUCUUUCCCAAUACUCCAUAAUAUAAAGAUGUUUCAAGCUUGAAGCUGCUUGAAAUAGUUAGAAAAAUGAUGGAAAAAGAUUAAAUUAAAAUUAUAAAUAUAGAUGCUGUAAUAAUUGCAUAGGCUCCAAAAAUGGCUGAUUAUAUAGUUUAAAUGGAAUAAAAUAUUUCUAAUACAUUAAAGAUUGAAUCUGAUAGAAUAAGCGUAAAAGCAACAACUGAGGAUAAACUUGGAUUUACAGGUAACCAGUAAGGAAUAGCAAGUAAAGCUGUAAGUUUAAUAUAAAAAUAAUUUAAUAAAUCUACAAAUUUUCAAAAAAGCUCUUUGCUUUUGUAAAACGAAAAUCACUAAUCAAUAGCAACAGAAAACUAACUUUAAACAGUAAAAAGAUAGCUAGAUUUUAAAUCUGAUUCUGAUUAAUAGGCUUUAAUCAAUCCAAAAUUAAAAAAUAAAGAUAAAAAUGGAUUAAUUAAUUUGAUUUAAAUCUCAAAUUCUAAAAAUCUGCUUUAAAGUUAAAAAGGAAGAAUCAUAUUUUUAGUUGUUAGUUUUAUAUUAAUUUAGUUGAUAUUAUUUAUUUUGUUUGUUUGA